Sphaeroforma arctica JP610 is the source of this 1669-nucleotide messenger RNA. RefSeq lists its product as hypothetical. Bases 134 to 1447 code for a protein of 437 amino acids. The record is from RefSeq and is a predicted model, not a curated record. Gene Ontology annotation, molecular function: ribosome binding; Hsp70 protein binding. Lineage: Eukaryota; Ichthyosporea; Ichthyophonida. Gene Ontology annotation, biological process: regulation of translational fidelity; 'de novo' cotranslational protein folding. Gene Ontology annotation, cellular component: cytosol. The transcript is spliced from 6 exons.
AAAAAUAAAUACAGAACACAUGAUCCAGUCUCUCUCGUGAGAGUGUUUUUGAAAGCUGAAAGCGUGACGAUAUCCUCACAGCAAGUGCAUACUUACACGUGUACACAUACAUACAUACGUACAUACAAGCAUCAUGAAUACCCAAGUUGUACUCAAGACUAAAUUCCCAUCUCUGCCCUCUGACUGGGAUGUGGGUACCUCCUUCAAGAAGCACACAGCUCUCUCGAAGUGUAAGGAUGCCACUAUCGAACCCGCUGGUCGAUGGUAUGAGGCGUAUGCCAACCGUAGACGCCGUGGUCGCACACUGUCUCAGGACGAAGAGGAAGCGCUAGCGGCGCAUUUGGCCGAGGCUGAGUUGGGUGCAGAAAGUGAGGGUGAAGAUGAGAUGAUUGAUGAUGUGGAUGGUAACGAUUUCAAGGGCAUUGACCCGGCGGACUGGAAGGAGAACGAUCAGUACAAGAUCCUCGGUCUGGGCCGUCUGCGUUACAAGGCCAAUGACGAGCAGAUCAAACAGGCAUACCGCAAGGCCUGCCUCGCUCACCACCCCGAUAAGAAGGCACGCUUGACCAACGGAAUGGACGAUGACGCGAUCUUCAAGGGUAUCAAGCUGGCGUACGAUACGCUCACUGCACCGGCGCGCAGGCGUGCGUGGGAUAGUGUGGACCCAACCUUUGACGAUAGUUUCCCCGCGCAGAAGAAGGGUCUGAGCGCCAAAGAGUUUAUUAAGCGAUACUCGAAGGUGGUGGAGGACAACUCCCGAUUCUCAACGAAACAACCGGUUCCCGGUCUAGGCCUAGUGGAGGCCACUCGCGCGGAGGUGGAGGCGUUCUAUAACUUCUGGUACGACUUUGAUAGCUGGCGCGAGUUCAGCUGGAACGAUAAGGAGGAUGUGUCAUCGGCCGAUAUCAGUCGAGAUGAGAGACGCUACAGAGAUAAGAAGAACGUAGCCGCCCGAAAAAAGGCUAAGAAGGAGGACAACCAGCGCAUGACCAAGCUGGUGGACGCCAUCUUCCACAGUGACCCGCGCCUGGCGGAGAUCAAGGCCAAGGAGAAGGCUGAGAAGAACAAGGGUGCCAAUGCCAAGGCUGCUCAACUAGCCAAGGAGAAGGAGGAAGCGCGUAUCGCGAAGGAGGCUGCCGAUAUACAAGCGGCUAAAGAAGCGGAGGCUGCCAAGUCUGCCGCUGGCGACAAGAAGAAAUCUAAGGAAGCCGCCAAGAACAAGAUUAAGAAGGCCCGUCAGGCCGUGAGGAAAGCGUGCAAGGAGAACAACUACUAUAUGCCCGAGGGAACCAGUCUGGACGAGACGGAGGAGCGCAUGUCUCACAUGGAACUGCUGUGUUCAAAGCUGACUGUAGAUGAGUUGGAGGCAUUGGUGGCCAAUGGGUUAGACGGCGAGUCAUUCGCCAAGGCUGUGGAAAGCCAGGGCGCUACUGCCAAGAGGUAUUAAAUCUAUUAAUAGAUGUUAGAAAUCUAUUUAUAGUCGUGGGUGGAUGGGUUGUAAAUGGUGCUGUGCUGGAUCGUACACACUGUACUGCGCGCACGUUACAGGAUACGCUGGUGGGGUAAGUAGGUAGAAUAGCGUAAACUCUUCUUUUAAUAGAUGUUAGAAAUCUAUUUAUAGUUGUGGGUGGAUGGGUUGUAAAUUGUGCUGUGCUGGAUCGUACACACU